Phascolarctos cinereus (koala) is the source of this 2992-nucleotide messenger RNA. RefSeq names its product ATPase Na+/K+ transporting subunit beta 2 (gene ATP1B2). The record is from RefSeq and is a predicted model, not a curated record. NCBI's taxonomy places the organism in Eukaryota, Metazoa, Chordata, Mammalia, Diprotodontia, Phascolarctidae. Gene Ontology annotation, cellular component: sodium:potassium-exchanging ATPase complex. Gene Ontology annotation, biological process: potassium ion import across plasma membrane; intracellular potassium ion homeostasis; intracellular sodium ion homeostasis. Gene Ontology annotation, molecular function: ATPase activator activity.
UAUAGAGCAGCAACCGCAGCCCCCAUUCCCGCACUGCUGAGAAGCUGAGCCUUCACCCUGCGACCCCCGCCCAAAGUCCUUGGCUGCUUCCCGCACAGCUGCGCCCUCUUUCCCAGUCCCCCUACACCCGCAGCAUUCAGCCGCCGCCAGCUUUGCCUUCCUCUUCCUUUCACCAGGGGCUCUGUGCGUCGUCGCCCCUGCUGCUGCCUUUGCCUUCAACAGCUCUAACUCCAGAUUUCGGGGACUCCCCUACUUACUCCACGCGGCUUCUUCGCAUCCCAGCUCUUCUUACAUCCUCGUCCGGUCGCUUAUUUUACACCCACUAUUGCUUCUCUGGGCUGUUUUGGGGGUCAUCGCUGCAAUCCUCCCCUUUGGGCUUUGCCCCACUCCACUCUGCGUUGACUGCACCCCCUUUUCGUUGCCUUUAGUUCUGUGCAUAACGCCUUUUUCCUCCAUCUCUGCUGUAGCCUCUGGUGCUCCCGCUCCCUCCGCAGGGCAUCGCACCCAAGAAUCCAAGGCAAAGCCUUGGGCCAGAGGGGCUUGGCUCCCUGGGGGUCUUCCUAGCCCAUUUGCGCAUCGGCUUUCCCGAAGGUCCCCCCAUCCAGCGCCCCUGCUAGCACCUCGCCUCCCCCGCCUCUCGUCCCCCUUCUCCAGGCCUGCCUAGCCCCCAGCCCCAGAGCCGCAGAAAUGGUCAAUGAAAAGGAGAAGAAGACCGGUGGACAGGUGUUGGAGGAAUGGAAAGAGUUCGUGUGGAACCCGCGGACUCACGAGUUCAUGGGCCGUACCGGGACCAGUUGGGCCUUCAUCCUCCUCUUCUACCUUGUCUUCUAUGGGUUUUUAACUGCUUUGUUCACCCUUACCAUGUGGGUCAUGCUGCAGACUGUCUCAGACCACAUUCCCACGUACCAGGACCAGCUUGCAACACCGGGCUUGAUGAUUCGUCCCAAGACAGAAAACCUUGAGGUUUUGGUCAACCUCAGUGACACCAAAAGCUGGAACCAGCAUGUGCAGAUACUUGAUAAAUUCCUGGAGCCCUACAAUGACUCAGUCCAGGCUCAGAAGAAUGAUGUCUGCCGCCCGGGGCACUAUUAUGAACAGCCGGACAAUGGGGUUCUCAACUAUCCCAAGCGGGCUUGUCAGUUCAACAGGACACAGCUGGGUGACUGUUCAGGGCUUAGCGACCCUACCCACUAUGGCUACAGCACUGGCCAGCCCUGCGUCUUUAUCAAGAUGAACCGGGUCAUCAACUUCUAUGCAGGAGCCAAUCAAAGCAUGAACGUUACCUGUGUCGGGAAGCGCAAUGAGGAUGCCAAAAAUCUCGGUGACUUCACUAUGUUCCCUGCCAAUGGCAACAUUGACCUGAUGUAUUUUCCCUACUAUGGCAAGAAGUUCCAUGUGAAUUAUACACAGCCUCUGGUGGCUGUGAAGUUCAUGAAUGUGACCCCCAACGUGGAAGUAAAUGUUGAGUGCCGAAUUAACGCAGUCAACAUUGCCACUAAUGAUGAGCGUGACAAGUUUGCUGGCCGAGUAGCCUUCAAACUCCGAAUAAUAAAAAAGACCUGAGUCUCCUCACUGCAACCCUCCCUGUCCCUCUCCCUGUCUCCCCCAGGGCUUUAUGGAAUGUGCUUUCUGGAUGCCUCCUUCCCUGCCUGAUGUCCUUUACCUGCCUCUCCCCAACUCCCUCCUUGCCCCAAAGGUAUUUUUUACAACAGAGCUAUAAUUCCAUCCACUCUUUCUCAACUCCCAUCCCUGUUGGGUGGUAGCCAUUUUGACUCCCUGAAAGAAUACCUUCUCCCACUGUUGGCAUGUGAGAGGUUUAGAGCAGGGAGGCCAUCUUUGCCCCUUGACUGACAGGUUGGUUUCCAAUGCCAUCCAGGUACUUGUAUGGCUACUGGUGAAAUACUCCUACAAUUGCCCCACUUCCCUCCUUUUUCUUAUUUUUAUGGACUCAAAAAAAUGUUCUCAUGGUUUCCCUGGUAGUGGUGGUGAGUGUGUCCUGUCAGUGAGGCCCACUCUUCUGAUUACAAACCCAUCUCCCCUUUCCCUUUCACCAUCCAUCUUAGUGACUUGGAGAUAAGAUAUUUGGGAACCUGUCUCUUUCUCCCAAACUUAAUAAUCCUGCUCUCCUCUUUAGGUGGCCAUUUUUGAGUUGAAGAUGGGGUUUGUCCAACUUCUUCUCCCCUCACACUCCACAUCUUACUGAAGCCUUUAAAUUGUCAUUUCUAGGUCUCCUUGUUCAAUUCCCUACCCCCUUCUCCGUGUGGUGGAUGUCUGAGCUGAAAAAUGGGGUGUCCUCUCUCCUCCCUUGGGCUUUAAAGGGGCAUUUAAGAAGAGGGAUGCCAUUUUUGUUCCUUGACUGAAAAUUCACAAACUCUGUCCCUCAUUCCUUCUGAUACUUUUUCCAUAACCUGGUGUCUGCUGCUCCAAAAGACAUUUGGACACAUAUUUGGUCAAUUUUAUCUCUGUAUAAUUUCCUUAUAAACAUUUCCCCACCUCCCACCCUCAGCUCCAUUUUCCAGUGCUUUGGGUGGCCAUCUUCAACUGGCUUUGUCUCCAGUGGCCACCUUGGAAACCUCAUCUGGCCAUGGUAAUAUGUCACCUUCUUUCCUGUGCCCCCCAGUCUAGUUUUUCUUAGCAAAUCAUUGGCCAAUUACUAGCACUCAUUUUCCACUUAACAUCAACUUGAAAGUUUUAAGUCCCCCUCUGAAUUUGAAAAUGGCUCCCUCUUCAAACCCUCUCUGCCUUUUUAGCCCUGUAAUUCCCAUAACCUGUUUAAAGAGGCCCCUGCUCAGAAGUAUUUUUUUAAUCACAGAGGUGUUUUAAUACUUCCCUUCCUCCUUUCCAUCCCAAAUCUAUUCCCUAUUAAUGCUGCACUCUCCUUCCUUGGAUCUGUCCCUUUUCUCUUGAAAUCAGGCAAGGCCUGGGUUCAAGUCCUGCCUUUGAUACUUACUACCUGUGUGACCAUGGGCAAAUUUCUUAAUCUUUUUUUGAG